AUGGCAGAAUAUUUUAAAAUUCCAUUUUCUAAUCAACGAAAUUAUAUUGAAAUCAAAUUUUCACAACCGACAGGAUCGACAACAACAAGUUAUGUUGCUGGUAGUGAUACUGAGAUUAUCUGUUGUGUUGACACAAGUGGUUCGAUGGCUGGAAGUCCUGUACACAAUGUUUGUGAAGUUUUGCGUGAUAUUUAUCAACGUACACAAAAAGAUUAUCGUCUUUUUACAUACAAUACACAAACAGAUACAAAACGUACCUUAAAAACAUUAUUUGAACAAAAGAACGAUUUGAAAGCUGAGGGAGGCACCUCAUUUGCAUGCAUAUUUAAUGCAAUCAAAGAUUAUCUUCUGCAAAAUUCAUCAUCAAAGAAAGCAUCUACCUUCAUAUUUAUGACUGAUGGACAGGAUAAUGAGCCUAAUGGUCCAGCAUUGAAAAAGAGUAUUGAGAUGUUAAAAUUGGUUUUAAGUGGAAUGAAAAGUUGUCCUCCUGUUACGUUUCAUGUUAUCGGUUUUGGUGAAGUUAACGAUCAUUUUCUUAAUCAAGUACGCACAAUCGGUACACGUGAAGGUCUUUUUCGUUAUUCAACGCAAUCAAAAGAACUACAAAAUAAUUUUAAUGAUAUGUUUGAAUAUGCAUUGAAUAUACGUGAAUUUGCUAUUAAACUUUCAAAUGGCAAAACCUAUACUGUCAACAAUGUUGAUAAUGAAACGGUUGCUUUUCUAACGCAGGAUAGUGAUGAUCUCACUACGGUGACAGAGUUAACAUUAAUUGAUGAUAAAAAAGAACCAAAAAAGUUUUCUUUGACACCAAAGCAAACUGUUCGCCCUAUAGAUCUUUUACGUGCACUCAAUCUUAUUUCACCAGAUGAUGAAGAACAUGUAAAAUCAAUACAAACACAAUUGAAUACAAUUAAAAUCACAGACAGUAAAAAUUUAAUGGAACGUUUAGAAGCUGAACAAAUUUACAAGGAAAUUGAUCAACGUAUGAUGGAAUACCGUCAAUUAUUUACACAAUUAAAAAUGAAUCAAGUACCAGAACGUGUAAAACUACAAUUAAGUGCAUUAAGACAUGAUGCUAUAUUUGCUAAUACACAGCGUAAGAAAAAAUUAGAUUUAAGAAUAAACAAAAACGCUGAAUACUUCAAGAAGACAGAUAUCAGUGGUAUAUUACAAGGAUAUAAAGAUUCGAUUACAUUGGAUACAUGGCAAAAGAUUAAAGAACAAAAACAGGAUUGGGUUGAUGUCUAUUCAAAUGAUGAUAUCUAUGAAAUUAUGAGAAAAUCUCCAGAUAAUAUUUUAUGCUUAGGUAUUUACGUUCAACGAGACGAAGAAGCUAUUGAAAAUCCAACAAAAGGUUUAAAACUUUUGAGUCUUACUAAUACAAUCAUUUCUUAUGAUUCAUUUAUCAAUGCCAUGAAUGUAGCUAAAAAUGAUCGAGAGUCACAAGGACAAUUUACAGUUCUAAAUGAUCUUUAUUGUGUAGCCGGUACUCUAUCAGGUGAACGCAUUAAUGCUGUCAUACCACUAUAUAUCAAUGAUGAACAUAUGAAACGAAUACGUAUUCUUGAAGGUAUAUGGCUUGGCUAUCUCUAUACCUUAGAUAGUUAUGGAUAUGAUAAACAACAAGAAGUUGGCCUAUUAAAAUUACUCUAUCAAAUUAUUCAAAAACGUACAGAUACAAAACGACAAAAACAAAUUUUAAAUGAACUUGAAAAAGUAUGUCAAUUUAUUAUUAAUGAAUCGCAAGGUUUUAAAACAGCUGAACUCCAUGGUGAGAAGACAUAUGAAAAGCUAUUAAAUCGACAAAUCAUUGUGAGUAAUGAAGAAUAUGAUCUAUGUACACCAUUGAUGAUUGGUUAUUUAAAAAAUAAUUUAACAUCUGUUCUCUUACCAAUUUAUUAUGAAUAUCUUAGACAAGAAUAUCAAAAGAAGUAUACAAAAAAAUCAUUGCAAGUAAAACAAAUUGUUGAAAAACUUGUCUAUGGUCGUGAAGCAAAACGUUUCUCAAUGACAAUCACUACCAGUAAUCAAAAUAACAUGACAGAAAAUACAAAUGAUCCUGAUCAUAUUGAAAAAAGUUUUAUUGAUUAUUUUCAUGAUGAACUAUGCCAACCAAUUCAAUUAAUACAAGAAAAAAUUAAAAAUGAAAAUCGUAAACUUAUUAUACGUGAUGAAACUGAAAUCGAUUAUAUUAAAAGUUUUCUAUUACCAAUACCUGAUUUUAUUAAAAUUAUGUUAAAUUUAUUAUGGGAAUUAUUAAUUACUUUUUAUUAUUUAAUCUAUUCAGAUACAACUAGUACAGCAUCACAAAAUUUAUCUAGUAAAGAACGAAUUUUGUCUACGAUUGAUGACAAAUUACAAGUAAAAACUUAUAUGACAUAUAUUCCAGGUUCUAAAGACGAUGCUGUUUGUUAUGAUGAUUCAUCAGAAAGUGUACGCCUCGUCAGUUAUGUUGCUCUCAAUUGUAAGACACUUGAAGGAUUUGCUGGGUUAAUGCGUAAAUAUUGUUCACAAGGUAGUGGUCCUAUAUUUACUGAAAUCUUUAAACAACUUCUUUUAUCAUAUGAUGCCGAAAGCAAUGGUACAGACAUAGGAAUAACAAAGAAAGAUAAACUUCUUGCUUUACUUACAAAUCAAAUUUCAACAGAAACAGCGACAAAACGAAUUUAUGAAAAUAUGAAAGAGAAUCAUCGUCUCCCAUCUUUCUGCGAACGACUUAAUCAAUUACGUGAUUUUAUUCAAGACAAGAAAGUUGAUCAAAUUAGAUUUCAAAUUUUUGACAAAAUCGUCAUCUAUUGCCGUGGUACAUCAACUUUGCAAAAACGAAAAACUAACAGACGAAGAGAUCAUUGUUAUAAUUUAUGUUGA
Messenger RNA from Rotaria sp. Silwood1, 2868 nucleotides. NCBI's taxonomy places the organism in Eukaryota, Metazoa, Rotifera, Eurotatoria, Philodinida, Philodinidae. The record is from the annotation of a GenBank genome assembly.